AUGGCCAAUGAAAACUACACAAGGGUCACAGAGUUCAUUUUCACAGGCUUGAAUCACAACCCCCGGCUGCAGGUCUUCCUUUUCCUGCUCUUUCUGAGUUUCUAUGUCAUCAACCUCACCGGGAACUUGGGUAUGAUUAUUCUCAUACGAAUUGAUUCCCGCCUCCACACACCCAUGUACUUUUUCCUCAGCCACCUCUCCUUUGUGGACAUGUGCUUCUCUUCAGUAGUGAGCCCCAAGAUGCUCACUGACUUCUUUGUGAGGAGGAAAGCCAUCUCCUUCAUGGGCUGUGCUUUGCAGCAGUGGUUCUUUGGAUUCUUUGUGGCAGCUGAGUGCUUUCUCUUGGCAUCCAUGGCCUACGACCGCUACGUUGCCAUCUGCAACCCAUUAUUAUAUUCGGUUGCCAUGUCCCAGAGACUUUGUAUCCAGCUGGUGGUUGGUCCCUAUGUCAUUGGAUUUGUGAACACCAUGACCCAUACAACAAAUGCAUUUCGUCUCCCUUUCUGUGGCCCCAAUGUUGUCAAUCAUUUCUUCUGUGACAUGUCUCCCCUGCUUUCCCUUGUAUGUGCUGACACCAGGCUUAAUAAGUUGGUAGUUUUUGUUGUGGCUGGAGCUGUGGGCGUCUUCAGUGGUUUGACUAUACUGGUUUCCUACGUUUACAUCCUUGUCGCCAUCUUGAGGAUUCACUCUGCUGAUGGGAGGCGCAAAGCCUUCUCCACCUGUUCCUCUCACCUGACAGCUGUCUCUAUCCUGUAUGGUACUCUUUUCUUUAUUUAUGUACGGCCUAGUGCAAGUUUCUCCCUGGAUCUCAACAAAGUGGUGUCUGUGUUUUAUACUGCAGUGAUCCCCAUGUUGAACCCGCUAAUCUAUAGCUUAAGGAACAAGGAGGUUAAAGAUGCCAUCCACAGAACUGUUGCUAACAGGAAGUUUUGCAUGCUUAAAUUCUGA
Orycteropus afer afer is the source of this 948-nucleotide messenger RNA. RefSeq names its product olfactory receptor 1009-like. NCBI's taxonomy places the organism in Eukaryota, Metazoa, Chordata, Mammalia, Tubulidentata, Orycteropodidae. Gene Ontology annotation, cellular component: membrane. Bases 1 to 948 code for a protein of 315 amino acids. The record is from RefSeq and is a predicted model, not a curated record. The transcript has a single exon. Gene Ontology annotation, molecular function: G protein-coupled receptor activity; olfactory receptor activity; odorant binding. Gene Ontology annotation, biological process: sensory perception of smell; G protein-coupled receptor signaling pathway.